CAAAGAAGAAUAAAGUGUAUAGUUCAGAAUACAGGAAAUUAAAAGGGCUAGUAAGUAGUACGUGUAGGUGCUGAAAAUAUGGUGAAAGAAAAUCUACUAACUGGCGGAUCAAUAUUUGUGGAGAAGAGAAAUCACUGUGUCAUUUAUCCAGCCAAUGGCAGUAUGGUAGCAAAGUCUGUGGAAAGAAGAAACAAGAACUGGUUUGUCCAGACAAGAAUUGCAAGUGAUUUGAUAGUACAAAUUAAAGACAAAAGCUUCCACUUGCAUAAGGUAACAGCUACACUGUCCAGUUCUUCAAUUUGAGAGGAAAAAUCCCAACGUCCGAACUGCACAUUAGAUAAAUUUCAACUUGCAUAAGGUGACAACUGAAUGUUUGAUAAGGGUACUUCCUGUUGAAGAAAACUCAGUUCCCUGCAAUUUUCUGCUUCAUCUUUUCAAGAUUGGGCUUAUUAUGAAUAUUGAUCAAAGAUUACAAGAUCAGCUCAAAACAAGAGUAGCUUUCUUGUUGGAAAGCUGUAGUGCUAAAGACCUUCUAGUAAGGAACAGCACAACUCUUUUCGACGUAGAUAUUGUUAUUCAAGUAGUAGAAGCUUAUGUCUCGCUUGCAUCAAAUAAUCCCAACUCAAAAAUGUCUGUUGUCGGGAGACUAGUAGACGAUUACCUUGCCCUCGUAUCAAGGGACGAGAACCUUGUAGUGAGAAGCUUUUACUCUCUUGUAAAUGCAUUGCCAAAAGAAGCACGAUCUUGUGAUGACAACCUAUAUAGGUCGAUAGACAUGUACCUCAAGGAACAUCCUGACCUAACAGAAGAAGAAAGAAGCAGCAUAUGCAGAAAAAUGGAGUACCACAAGCUAUCACAGGAAGCGCGAACACAUGCCAUGAAGAAUGAUAGGCUGCCGGAUAAUAUCAGGACACAAUUUAUACUUGUUGAACAGAUCAAUAUGACAAGGUUACUAACUUCAGCUGGUUCAAGUUACCAAAGGACUAAGUCACAGACCAUAAUGAAAGUCAGCAAAGGUGUAGGCAAGAGUUGGAUGAAUUCCUCCCAAAAUGAAAUGGAAGUGAUGAAACAAGAGGUUGAGAUGUUAAAGGCUCAAGUUGGUGAACUGAAGCAAUGUAGGAGGGAACUUCAAAGGCAAACCAAGAAAUCUGUUUGUUGUUAGUUCCUUAUGUUUCAUGUCUGCUACGGAUUUGGUUCCUUGAUUUUGACCAUUGUAAUUUCGAAGUGUUUUUGGUUAAUCAACCUUAAGAUGCGGAGUUAUUUUCAAA
Molecule: messenger RNA, 1268 nt
Organism: Nicotiana tabacum (common tobacco)
Lineage: Eukaryota; Viridiplantae; Streptophyta; Magnoliopsida; Solanales; Solanaceae
Product: putative BTB/POZ domain-containing protein At3g08660
Source: RefSeq, a predicted model, not a curated record